GAAAAAAAGUACUGACAAGGCAGUCCACUUUCAGUAAUCUGGGUUUUCCCAGAUAGUGACAUAAGACAAAAGAGCCAGUCAUUUUGAGCUGGACAGUUUUGAGUUCCUCUUCAAGAAUCUGAAAUGUAGGUCAGGGCUUUGCUGACAUUUCCAUUUGCCUCGUGGCUGAAAAUCUGAAGUGAUCAUUGACAGGCAAGCAGUGAGGGAAGAAGACGUGGCACCGGCGACAAGGGCAGCAGCCUGGCUCAGAGGUGGAAUGAUGCACUUCAAACAGGUUGGAAGAGGGCGACAAAGAGCUUUUUCCUGCUUUGAGACAUGAAUCAGGUCACAAUUCAAUGGGAUGUGGCCAUAGCACUUUACAUAUUCUUCAACUGGUGUCAUGGAGGAAUUACAAAUAUAAACUGCUCUGGCCGCAUCUGGGUAGAACCAGCCACAAUUUUUAAGAUGGGUAUGAAUAUCUCUAUAUAUUGCCAAGCAGCAAUUAAGAACUGCCAACCAAGGAGACUUUAUUUUUAUAAAAAUGGCAUCAAAGAAAGAUUUCAAAUCACAAGAAUUAAUAAAACUACAGCUCGCCUUUGGUAUAGCAACUUUCUUGAACCGCAAGCCUUUAUGUACUGCACUGCAGACUGUCCUGAAUAUUUUCAAGAGACACUGAUAUGUGGAAAAGACAUUUCUUCUGGAUAUCCACCAGAUGUCCCCGACAAUGUAACCUGUGUCAUUUACGAAUAUUCAGGCAACAUGACUUGCACCUGGAAUACUGGGAAGCCCACCUACCUGGACACAAAGUACGUGGUGUAUGUGAAGAGUUUAGAGACAGAAGAAGAACAACAAUAUCUCACUUCAAGUUAUAUUAACAUCUCCACUGAUUCACUGCAAGGUGGCAAGAAGUAUUUGGUUUGGGUCCAAGCUGCAAAUGUACUGGGCGUGGAGAAGUCGAAACCACUGCAAAUUCACCUGGAUGAUAUAGUGAUACCUUCUGCAUCCAUCAUUUCCAGGGCUGAGGAUAUAAAUACCACAGUGCCCAAGACUGUAAUUCACUGGAAUAGUCAAACAUCAAUUGAAAAGGUUUCCUGUGAAAUGAGAUACAAGGCUACAACAAACCACACUUGGAACGUUAAAGAAUUCGACACCAAUUUUACAUAUGUGCAACAGUCAGAAUUCUACCUGCAGCCAAAUACUAAGUAUAUAUUUCAAGUGAGAUGUCAAGAAACAGGUAAAAGAUACUGGCAGCCCUGGAGUUCAUCCUUUUUUCAUAAAACUCCUGAAACAGUCCCCCAGGUCACACUGAAAUCAUUCCAACCUGAUACUCAGAAUUCUGGGCUUUUAAUUGCUUCCAUCUUUAAAGGACGCCUUACUUCUGACAACAGGCAACAAGACACUGGACUUUUAUCAGGAAUGGUCUUCUUUGCCAUUAUGUUGUCAAUUCUUUCUUUGAUUGGGAUUUUUAACCGAUCGCUCCGAACUGGAAUUAAAAGAAGAAUCUUACUGCUAAUACCAAAGUGGCUUUAUGAAGAUAUUCCUAAUAUGGAAAACAGUAAUGUUGUGAAAAUGCUACAGGAAAAAAGUGAAUUUAUGAAUAAUAAUUUCAGCGAACAGGUCUUAUAUGUCGAUCCAAUGAUUACAGAGAUAGAAAUUUUUCUCCCAGAAGAAAAACCCAUGGACUACAGGAAGGAAAAGAAUACAGGCUCCCUGGAGACAAGAGACAGCCUGCAGAAGUCAUUACUCACUGACACUACAGUUGUGUAUAUUCCUGACCCCAACACUGGGUACAAACCCCAGAUUUCAAAUUUUCUCACUGAGGAAAGCCAUCUCAGCAUGAAUGAUGAAACAGCUCCCUCAACUCUUAGACCACCAGCUGAUUCCUUAGACCUGGGAAGGAAUGCCAGGUUUAAAAACUAUCCUAAUUUUGCUUUUUCUAUGUCAAGUAUGAAUUCACUAAGCAACACACUAUUUCUUGAAGAAUUAAGCCUCAUUUUAAACCAAGGAGAAUGCAAUCCUCCGGACACGCAAAACUCAAUAGAGGGGGAAACCGCCGUGCCUUUGGAAAAUGCUUCACCAAAUGAAACUGUUCCAGAGCAGACCCUGCUGCCCGAUGAAUUCGUCUCCUGUUUGGGGAUCAUGAACGAGGAGUUGCCAACUAUUAAUUCUUAUUUUCCACAAAGUAUUUUGGAAAGCCACUUCGAAAGGAUUUCACUCUUAGAAAAGUAGAGUUGUAUUGCAGUGAAAAUUCAUGUGGAAGAGUUGCCUUGCAAUCUGAAGUUGGAUCUCCACCUUACAAAUUUAAUUCUGACCUUUUUUUUUAGAGAAUUAAGAUCCAAAGAUGGAACAUACAUCAUGGUCACAAAAACAGCAGCAAUAUUAGGGACAACCCCUAUGUUUAAAAAAAAUCAACUAUAUCUUUUUCUCUUUUUUUUUAAACAUUUUUUAUUGAUUUAUAAUCAUUUUAUAAUGUGUCAAAUUCUAGUGUUCAGCACAA
Molecule: messenger RNA, 2476 nt
Organism: Vicugna pacos (alpaca)
Lineage: Eukaryota; Metazoa; Chordata; Mammalia; Artiodactyla; Camelidae
Gene: IL23R
Product: interleukin 23 receptor
Molecular function (GO): protein binding
Source: RefSeq, a predicted model, not a curated record